AUGAUCCACGACAAAGUGACGAGUCAUUGGAUUCCCCUCAUCAAUGACAGAACAGAUAAGGACAGCAGAGUACCAUUGAUCCUGGUGGGGAAUAAAUCUGACCUGGUGGAGCACAGCAGCAUGGAGACCAUCCUGCCCAUCAUGAACCAAUACUCUGAGAUUGAGACUUGUGUGGAGUGUUCAGCCAAAAACCUGAAAAAUAUCUCUGAGUUGUUCUACUAUGCCCAGAAGGCUGUUCUACAUCCGACAGGACCACUGUACUCUCCAGAAGAGAAAGAGAUGAAGCCUUCUUGCAUCAAAGCACUUACUCGCAUUUUCAAAAUAUCAGACCUGGACAAUGAUGGCAUUCUAAACGAUAAUGAGCUUAAUUUCUUCCAGAGAACUUGUUUUAACAUACCCCUGGCACCUCAAGCCCUGGAGGACGUGAAGAAUGUUGUGCGGAAAAAUAUGUCGGAUGGGGUAAAAGACAAUGGCCUCACACUGAAGGGUUUCCUGUUCCUCCAUACACUUUUUAUUCAGAGAGGAAGGCAUGAGACCACAUGGACUGUGCUCAGGAGGUUUGGUUAUGAUGAUGACCUGGAGCUGACCCAAGAAUACCUGUUUCCACUCUUAAAAAUACCUCCAGACUGCACCACAGAGCUGAACCACAACGCCUACCUCUUCCUCCAGAGUGUCUUUGAUAAGAAUGACAAUGAUCGAGACUGUGCCCUUUCUCCAGAUGAGCUGAAGGAUUUGUUCAAGGUCUUUCCCUACAUGCCCUGGGGUCCUGAUGUCAACAACACAGUCUGCACCAAUGAGCAGGGCUGGAUCACUUACCAAGGCUACCUUUCUCAGUGGACGCUAACAACAUACCUAGAUGUGCAGCGAUGUUUAGAGUACCUGGGUUAUCUUGGUUACUCUAUUAUACAAGAACAGGAGUCACAGGCAGCCGCUAUCACAAUCACAAGGAAUAAGCGCAUCGACCUGCAGAAGAAACAGACCCAGCGCAGUGUUUUCCGCUGUAAUGUCCUAGGGGUGCGAGGCAGCGGUAAAAGUGGCUUUCUGCAGGCUUUCCUUGGCAGGAACCUUGCGCGUCAGAAGAGGAUAAGAGAAGACCGCAAGUCUUACUAUGCCAUCAGCACCACUUAUGUUUAUGGACAAGAGAAAUAUCUGCUUCUGCACAAGGUGCUGCCGGACUUUGAGUUCCUUUCUGAGGCUGAUCUGGCUUGUGAUGUUGUUUGCUUGGUGUAUGACAUCAGUAACCCGGGUUCUUUUGAAUAUUGUGCUAAAGUGUACAAGAAACACUUCUUGGACAGCAAGACACCCUGUGUGAUUAUUGCUGCCAAGUCAGACCUGCAUGAAGCCCGUCAGUACUACAGUCUGUCCCCGCUGGAUUUCUGUCGGAAACACAAGCUUCACCCGCCACAGCUGUUCACCUGCAACACAGACGAAGCACCCAGCAAAGACAUCUAUACCAAACUCACCACUAUGGCCAUGUAUCCCCACGCCAAGUUACGCUGCAUGUGCAGCUGCAACAGGUGCACCUAUUGCAUCUGUCACAACCUCCUGAACUCUGAGCUGGUGCGCUCGGUAAAGGCCAAACUCUACAGUGCUGUUCUGAACAGACAUGUGACCCAAGCUGACCUGAAAAACUCUACGUUUUGGCUGAGGGCGAGCGUCGGUGCCACCGUGUUUGCUGUUCUUGGCUUCGCCAUGUACAAAGCUCUCCUGAAGCAGCGGUGAUCAGUGCAUCCGGCAUGUUACAGCGACCCUGGCCCUAUGAGAAACUACAAAACCCAUGAUCCCUCAUUCCAUCCUUAUUUCAUUUAGGAGAGAAGAUUCCUAGUAAUAGUUACAUUUUGUAUAUUUAAAACUGCCUUUCCCGAACCAAGUGUUAUAGGAACUCGCCUCAUCAGCCGUGUGGUGGAACAGAACAUCUACAGUAAUCGUGUCCUCUGCUGUUCCGACAUGAGGUUUUUAAUUUAUGCACACUGAUGUUUUCCUCAGGUCAGUAUUAAUUGGUGUGACCUAUAUUGAAAAGAGACAGGAGAACUUGAGGGUUUACUGAUGGGUGACUGAACACUAUGUUUAUAUCUGUAUGUAUAUAUUACUGGACACUCUUUAAGAUUGUCUCUAGGUAGUGAACAAACUAUAUUUGAACUGUAUCACAUAGAGACACUCUUGUGCUUGUUAGAGAAGCACCGAAACAAAGCCAUUUCUCACAAGUAAAGGUCAUUUUACUCUUGGCACAUCUCAGUUAUGUUAAUUUAUUAGCCUUAUCUCUGUCUUUUUGGCAUUGCUUGAAACAGGCAUGUUACUAUGGAUUCUUUUAUGCAAUAUUUGGUUUUUAUUUUAGUAAGUUAUGUUUGUUUUUCUUUUCUUUUCUACCCGUUAUGCACAGGAAAAAACAUUGUUCAGUAAUGAGAUGGCGCAAAUCGGUUUAUUCCAAACCAGACUAAUAAGGACCUGCUUGCUACAUUAUAAAGACUAUAUGAAUUCUUCCCAGCUAACAAUCAUGUAGAGACAACGUCAUGUUUGUUCUAAUGUUUCAGAUGUUAUGCAUAUGUAACUUUCAAUGCAGUUUCCCUGUUCAAAAUCACGGGAUUGUUGCACCUGUGGGUUUUCAGACAUUUACAAUAAAUAAUG
This is a messenger RNA of Sinocyclocheilus grahami, 2625 nucleotides long. Its product is annotated as mitochondrial Rho GTPase 1-A-like. The transcript is spliced from 16 exons. Gene Ontology annotation, biological process: mitochondrion organization. Gene Ontology annotation, molecular function: calcium ion binding; GTPase activity; GTP binding. Bases 1 to 1722 code for a protein of 573 amino acids. The record is from RefSeq and is a predicted model, not a curated record. Gene Ontology annotation, cellular component: mitochondrial outer membrane. Lineage: Eukaryota; Metazoa; Chordata; Actinopteri; Cypriniformes; Cyprinidae.